AACAUCAUCUGCUGUUGGUUACUGGUUGAACUCGUCGCCGUCGUCUUGUUCGUUCGCUCGCGAGGAAAAGUUUCCGAAACCGAAGAAAAUAUGGCCAGCCGUGAAGCCGUUCGCCGGGCCGUGCAGAACGUGCGCCCGAUCCUGUCGGUGGACCGGGAAGAAGCCCGGAAGCGUGUGCUCAACCUGUACAAGGCCUGGUACCGCCAGAUUCCCUACAUCGUGAUGGACUACGAUAUCCCGAAAUCAGUAGAGCAAUGCCGCGAGAAGCUCCGGGAGGAGUUCCUCAAGCACAAGAACGUGACGGACAUUCGGGUGAUCGAUAUGCUUGUAAUUAAGGGUCAAAUGGAACUGAAGGAAUCGGUUUCGAUCUGGAAACAGAAGGGUCACAUCAUGCGCUACUGGAAGGAGAGCGUCGAGCCCAAGCCAACCGAUUUCCUUUCGAAAUUUUUGUCCGGCCACAACUAAGAAGGACAGGUUUGCUACAGGUAUGUAUUUGCAUCCGGCGGCCUGGAUUUCUCGGUAGGCUGGUGGCACGUGAACAAAUGGCGCGUUCGUUUUGAAGAGGUAUGUUAAGUAGUUGGAAUAAAAAAGUACUACGGA
Messenger RNA from Aedes albopictus (Asian tiger mosquito), 600 nucleotides. RefSeq names its product NADH dehydrogenase [ubiquinone] 1 alpha subcomplex subunit 6 (gene ND-B14). The coding region runs from base 91 to 465 and encodes 124 amino acids. Lineage: Eukaryota; Metazoa; Arthropoda; Insecta; Diptera; Culicidae. Gene Ontology annotation, biological process: response to oxidative stress. The transcript is spliced from 3 exons. The record is from RefSeq and is a predicted model, not a curated record.